Phacochoerus africanus (Common warthog) is the source of this 2672-nucleotide messenger RNA. RefSeq names its product dipeptidyl aminopeptidase-like protein 6. Gene Ontology annotation, molecular function: dipeptidyl-peptidase activity; serine-type peptidase activity. The coding region runs from base 418 to 2040 and encodes 540 amino acids. The transcript has 22 exons. NCBI's taxonomy places the organism in Eukaryota, Metazoa, Chordata, Mammalia, Artiodactyla, Suidae. The record is from RefSeq and is a predicted model, not a curated record. Gene Ontology annotation, biological process: proteolysis.
CUAAGAGCCAUCAGAUAUGAAAUAUCUCCGGAUAGAGAAUAUGCUCUUUUUUCCUACAACGUGGAACCAAUAUAUCAACACUCCUACACUGGAUAUUAUGUCCUGAGCAAAAUUCCUCAUGGGGACCCUCAAAGUCUGGACCCACCGGAAGUCAGCAACGCAGAGCUGCAGUACGCGGGGUGGGGCCCUAAGGGACAACAGCUGAUAUUCAUCUUUGAAAACAACAUCUACUACUGCGCGCAUGUGGGGAAGCAGGCCAUCCGCGUGGUCUCAACUGGGAAGGAAGGUGUGAUUUACAACGGCCUCAGUGACUGGCUCUACGAAGAGGAGAUCUUGAAGUCCUAUGUCGCCCACUGGUGGUCGCCUGACGGCACUCGGCUCGCCUACGCCACCAUCAACGACUCCCGCGUGCCGGUCAUGGAGCUCCCCACCUACACCGGCUCCAUCUACCCUGCGGUGAAGCCCUACCACUACCCCAAGGCUGGAUGUGAAAACCCCAGCAUCUCCCUGCACGUCAUCGGCCUAAAUGGACCCACGCACGACCUGGAAAUGAUGCCGCCGGUGGACCCGCGAAUGAGGGAAUACUACAUCACCAUGGUGAAGUGGGCCACCAGCACCAAGGUCGCCGUGAACUGGCUGAGCCGGGCGCAGAACGUGUCCAUCCUGACCCUCUGCGACGCCACCACCGGCGUCUGCACCAAGAAACACGAGGACGAGAGUGAAGCCUGGCUCCACAGGCAGAAUGAAGAGCCGCUGUUCUCCAAGGACGGCCGGACGUUCUUCUUCGUCCGAGCCAUCCCCCAGGGGGGACAAGGCAAGUUCUACCACAUCACCGUGUCCUCGUCCCAGCCCAACAGCAGCAACGACAACAUACAGUCCAUCACGUCCGGGGACUGGGACGUGACCACAAUCCUGGCCUACGACGAGAAGCGCAGUAAGAUCUACUUCCUGAGCACGGAGGACAUGCCCAGGAGACGCCAGCUCUACAGCGCCAGCACGGUGGGCAACUUCAACCGCCAGUGCCUCUCCUGCGACCUGGUAGAGAACUGCUCCUACUUCAGCGCUUCCUUCAGCCCCGGCGCCGACUUCUUCCUGCUCAAGUGCGAAGGUCCUGGGGUCCCCACGGUGACCGUGCACAACACGACCGACAGGAAAAAAAUGUUUGACCUGGAGACAAACGAGCAUGUACAGAAGGCUGUAAACGACCGACAGAUGCCCAAAGUGGAGUACAGGAAAAUCGAGAUUGACGAUUACCACUUGCCCGUUCAGAUCCUCAAGCCUGCAACCUUCACCGACACUGCCCACUACCCCCUGCUCCUGGUGGUGGACGGCACCCCGGGGAGCCAGAGCGUGGCUGAGAAGUUCGAGGUGACCUGGGAGACGGUGAUGGUGAGCAGCCACGGAGCCGUGGUGGUGAAGUGUGACGGCCGGGGGAGUGGCUUCCAAGGGACCAAGCUCCUGCAUGAAGUCAGACGGAGGCUGGGCUUGCUGGAGGAGAAGGACCAGGUGGAGGCUGUGCGGAUGAUGCUCAAAGAGCAGUACAUCGAUAAAACCCGGGUGGCCGUGUUUGGGAAGGAUUACGGCGGCUACCUGAGCACCUACAUCCUCCCGGCCAAGGGCGAGAACCAAGGCCAGAUCUUCAGCUGCGGCUGCGCCCUCUCUCCAAUAACAGACUUCAAGCUCUACGCGUCUGCAUUUUCCGAGAGGUACCUGGGCCUCCACGGACUUGACAACAGAGCGUACGAGAUGACCAGGGUGGCACCCCGGGUGUCGGCGCUGGAAGGGCAGCAGCUCCUGAUCAUCCACGCGACCGCCGACGAAAAGAUCCAUUUCCAGCACACAGCAGAACUCAUCACACAGCUCAUCAAGGGAAAGGCUAAUUACAGCUUACAGAUAUACCCCGACGAAAGCCAUUACUUCAACAGCGCCUCCCUCCAGCACCACCUCUACCGGUCUCUCACCAACUUCUUCGUGGAGUGUUUCAGGAUCCAGGACAAGCUCCCCACGGUCACGGCCAAAGAGGACGAGGAGGAGGACUGACCACCCCGGCCCAAGCCCAGCCUGGCUCUUCCUGGAACAGCGGACCCCGGCCUGGAGGCCCCCCACCCCCCACCCCCGACCCCUGCAGACACCUGGGGCAGGGGCAGGAAGCGUCACCUUCAUAGCAUGUGUGUCUUGGGUCCUGCAGGCAGUUUUGCUUCAGAAACCAGCUCCGUCGUCCUGGGUGGAGCUGCACUGCCACGCACCAGGGCCUCCCCGGAGCCUGGAACCCUCGCCUCCUCCCGCCCCAGGGGGACUGUGCCUCCCACGACCCCUGCCCAAGGAACAAAGCAAAGGACGGACAGCGGUGGAGAAGCUGGCCCUGGGGUCGGAGCCUGCGAGCGGCAGCAUGGAGACCCAGCCUGGCUCGGUCCCCGCCCACACGAGAGCAUCCCAUCCGCCUGACGUCACCGCCAUGGAACAACUAGAGCACAAUUAUUUUAACAGUACUUGUUCAUAGGUUGGCUUGCUCUUUCUGUAAUUAGGAGAUUCGGCAUUUUCAGGGGCUGUACCACGUGCUGCUGUCGCUAUGCUAAUGGUUAACCUUAUGGAAUUAAUUCGUAUUUUUCUAUGGUUUCUACCUGACACUGUCUCUGGUCAUGGGGUUGUUUUGCUGUGCUUUGUUUGUUUUU